Messenger RNA from Sorex fumeus (smoky shrew), 1099 nucleotides. RefSeq names its product transcription elongation factor A N-terminal and central domain containing (gene TCEANC). NCBI's taxonomy places the organism in Eukaryota, Metazoa, Chordata, Mammalia, Eulipotyphla, Soricidae. The record is from RefSeq and is a predicted model, not a curated record. Gene Ontology annotation, biological process: DNA-templated transcription. Gene Ontology annotation, cellular component: nucleus. The transcript has a single exon. The coding region runs from base 1 to 1050 and encodes 349 amino acids.
AUGUCUGACAAGGACCAGAUAGCCGCCAGAGCUUCCCUGAUCGAGCAGCUCAUGGCUAAAGGGAAUUUUGAGGAUCUUGGCACCCCGCUGACUGAGCUACAAACAGUUCACAUGACCAAGGAGCACCUCCAGGAGACACAUGUGGUCAGGGCUGUGUACAGAGUCCUCAAAAGCUGCCCCUCGACGGCCUGGAAGAAGAAAGCCAAGUGUCUGCUGGCGGAAUGGAAAGCGCUUUACAAACCACGGCGUAGCCCCAAACUGUUGUGUCCAGAGGGAAAUAAAGAGGAGAAUUCAGCACUUUCUCCAGAGCCCAGGCAGGAGGGGCUGCAGGGCGUCUCCUGUUCUGAUUGUCUGCCGUCAGCCCAGCCAGUUGCUCUGGCCAAAGCUGUUGAGACAGUCACGCCUGGUAACAGUCUUGGCCAAAGGCAGCCUAAGCUAGAGCAGCCACAGGCUGGUGAGUCCCUGUCCAUGGACCAGGAAGGUAGUGAGUUGCCGGACCUCACAGUGGCUGUGAGAACUAAAUGCACAGACCUUCUCUAUACGGCGUUAGCAAGUUCUUCGGCAGUCCAGCCCCCGGCUGCCGGGUGGCACCCCUUCGCGCAAGAAAUCGAAGAGCACAUUUUCUCCCGGCAUUCGAAGAACCUCCGAAAGUAUAAAGCUUGCAUCCGAAGCAAAGUGGCCAAUCUGAAGAACCCCAAGAACUCGCACUUACAGCGCAACCUGCUCUCUGGGACGACGUCUCCCAAAGCGUUCGCCGACAUGAGCAGCCUGGAGAUGGCACACCAGGAGCUGCAGCAGCUGCGUGCCUCCUACACCGAGGCCGGCAUCCAGGAGCAUGCCCUGCCCCAAGUCGGGGCGGGCACCCAGACCGGGAAGAUCAAAUGCCGGCGCUGCGAGCAGUUCAACUGCAAGGUCACUGUGAUAGCCCGAGGGGCACUCUUCCUUCCCAGCUGGGUGCGGAAUGCCAACCCCGAUGAAGAAAUGAUGACCUAUGUCAUCUGCAAUGAAUGCGGGGAGCAGUGGUAUCAUAGCAAGUGGGUGUGCUUGUGAGCGAAGGUGCUCUUGGCCGCAGGGAACCAGGCUGACCACUUGCAUGUCU